AUGACUACUACUUCAACAAAACCAAAAGUAUUAAGAUUAGGUAAAAUCGAAUUCGCCCAAACAAAAUGGGAUCAAUUAUCAGAACUCGCAGAAAUCAUCGACUGUACUUCUAAAUCCCGUGAAGAAUUCAUCCAAGACCUUAAAACCAAAUAUAAGGACAUCACAGCCAUCGCAAGAACCUAUGCAUCAGUUGAACAGACCGGAAGAUUCGAUGAAGAAUUAGCUACCCAUUUGCCAUCCUCAUUAAAGAGUAUAAAUCACAAUGGGGCCGGCUAUGAUCAAAUCGACAUUAAACCAUUCACACAAAGAGGUAUUCAAGUCUCGAAUGUGACUGUCCCUGUUGAGGCUCCGACUGCCGAUACUGCUGUGUUUUUGGUUUUGUCAUGUUUGAGAAACUUCCAAGAGGGGCAUG
Molecule: messenger RNA, 412 nt
Organism: Hemisphaericaspora subhashii
Lineage: Eukaryota; Fungi; Ascomycota; Pichiomycetes; Serinales; Debaryomycetaceae
Exons: 1
Cellular component (GO): cytosol
Molecular function (GO): hydroxypyruvate reductase [NAD(P)H] activity; glyoxylate reductase (NADPH) activity; NAD binding
Source: RefSeq, a predicted model, not a curated record